AUGGAGGAUGUCCAAAGCCAAGCUCUAGCGAUUCCUGCGAGAGAGAAGAAACGAGUGAGAGUGAAUGCCGCGCCCUACGCAGCAGCGCUCCAGCGAUUUGGCAACGAGAAAUCUCUCCUGCAAGGAAAGAGGCUCCACGCCUUGAUCGCCCAACGCCACCACGACCGAGACACUUACAUCGGCAAUCUCCUCGUCCAAAUGUAUGGCAAGUUCGGCAACAUGGAAGACGCGGAGCUCGCAUUCCACCGCAUCGCCAAGCCCAACAUCUUCUCCUUCAACCUCUUGAUCGCCGCGUACCUCCAAAACGAUUGCAGCGCCAGAGCUCUCGCCACUUUCGAUCGGAUGAUCUCCUCCAGCAGCGUCGCCCCGGACGCUUACACUUUCUCCAACGCGGUCACCGCCUGCUCCAAGCUGGAAAAUCUGUCCAGAGGUGAGGAACUCCACGAGAGAAUCGCCUGCUCAAACCUGGAGAACACCACUGUCAACGGGCAUAGCAGCCAGGCUCUCGCGCUGUACAGCAAGAUGUUAGAACAAGGCAUCCAAGCUGACGAUUUCACUUACUCGAGCGUUCUCAGCGCCUGCUCCAAGUGCGGUUCCUCGGAUCUCCGCAGCCAAGCUGCCGGGCUGCUCGAAAAAUCCAUGGCCUCCGCCAGUGUCGUUGUGAAAAAUGCGGCUGUCCAGUUGCUUGCCAGAUGCGAGGGCCUCUCCAGCGCGAGGAAAAAGUUCGAGGCGAUGGGGGCCGAGCGGAAUGACGUCUCCUGGAACUCGAUGAUCGCUGCGUUUGCUGAGCACGGAGGUCUGGACCAGGCGAUGGAGCUUUAUCGCGAGAUGGAGCUCGAAGGUGUCCAACCGAGUGAGGUGACCUUCAUGAGCAUCUUGCGAGCUUGCAGCCACUCUGGAGAGCUGGAGCAGGCCAUCCGGAGCUUUGGCUGCAUGCAGCACGACCAUUGCCGGCUAUUCCCUUUGCAGCAACAGUACCGCUGCGUUGUGGACGUUCUUGGACGAGCCGGAUGGCUGGACCAGGCUGAGUAUUUCAUUUGCGGCACCGAGGAGCUCGAGCGGGAUCCGGUUGCAUGGCUGACACUUCUUGGAGCCUGCAGUGUCCAUCGCGAUGUAGAUCGAGGAAUUCAAGUCGCCAACAGGGUGGUGGAGCUGGAUUCCAAGGGAGCUGCUGCUAUUCCAGCUCUUGUGUUGCUGUCCAAUAUCUUUGCUGCUGCUGGAAGAUGGGAUGACGUUGCAAGCCUGAGAAGAGUCAUUGAUCAGAAAACUGAAAGACAAGAAAGAAUCAAAAGAACUUGUUUACCUCGAGCCAAGUUCGCGUGA
Molecule: messenger RNA, 1323 nt
Organism: Selaginella moellendorffii
Lineage: Eukaryota; Viridiplantae; Streptophyta; Lycopodiopsida; Selaginellales; Selaginellaceae
Product: pentatricopeptide repeat-containing protein At1g74630
Exons: 2
Coding region: 1-1323 (440 amino acids)
Biological process (GO): RNA modification
Molecular function (GO): RNA binding; protein binding
Source: RefSeq, a predicted model, not a curated record